Molecule: messenger RNA, 1474 nt
Organism: Cinclus cinclus
Lineage: Eukaryota; Metazoa; Chordata; Aves; Passeriformes; Cinclidae
Gene: SPG21
Product: SPG21 abhydrolase domain containing, maspardin
Exons: 10
Coding region: 130-1101 (323 amino acids)
Cellular component (GO): cytosol; trans-Golgi network transport vesicle
Molecular function (GO): CD4 receptor binding
Source: RefSeq, a predicted model, not a curated record
UGCCCCCAGCUGGGCGCGCGGGGCAGGAGCGGGAGGCGGGAGAGCGGCGGCCCCGGUGCUCCUGGUCCUGCUUCUUGUCCCCGUGGCCCUUCUAGCCGGCUGACCCAAACUGAGUUUUUCCUAAACAUCAUGGGAGAGAUUAAAGUCUCUCCUGACUAUAACUGGUUCAGAAGCACAGUUCCCCUUAAAAAGAUAAUAGUAGAUGAUGAUGACAGUAAAGUCUGGUCCCUGUAUGAUGCAGGACCAAGGAGCAUUCGUUGCCCACUCAUAUUUCUCCCUCCUGUGAGUGGAACUGCAGAUGUGUUUUUCCAGCAAAUUCUGGCACUGACUGGAUGGGGCUACAGAGUUAUUGCUUUGCAGUAUCCAGUGUACUGGGAUCACCUCGAGUUCUGUGAUGGAUUCAGGAAACUGUUAGACCACCUUCAGCUGGAUAAAGUUCACCUUUUUGGAGCUUCUCUGGGAGGCUUUCUGGCUCAAAAGUUUGCUGAAUACACACACAAAUCUCCCAGAGUCCAGUCUUUGAUCCUGUGUAAUGCCUUUAGUGACACUUCUAUUUUCAAUCAGACGUGGACAGCAAACAGCUUUUGGCUGAUGCCUGCUUUUAUGCUGAAAAAAAUUGUCCUUGGGAAUUUUGCUUCUGGUCCUCUAGAUCCUGAAAUGGCCGAUGGGAUUGAUUUCAUGGUGGACAGGCUGGAGAGCCUGGGCCAGAGCGAGCUGGCCUCAAGACUCACCCUCAACUGCCAGAACUCCUAUGUAGAACCUCACAAAAUCCGAGAUAUCCCUGUAACCAUUAUGGAUGUGUUUGACCAAAGCGCACUUUCAACAGAAGCAAAAGAAGAAAUGUAUAAGCUUUACCCUAAUGCCAGAAGAGCUCACCUCAAAACAGGAGGCAACUUCCCCUACCUCUGCAGGAGUGCUGAGGUCAACCUGUACAUUCAGAUCCAUUUGCUGCAGUUCCAUGGUACCCGGUACGCAGCCAUCGAUCCCUCCAUGGUCAGUGCAGAAGAGCUGGAAGUCCAAAAGAUCAGCCUUCACACCAGCAACGAGCAAGAAGAGCACCGAUUAUCACUGUGUGAUUCCAGCAGGAUCAACAGUCAGUGAACUACCCGUGGACAGCAACCUCCAGCAGCGUAAUGGGAUAGAUCUGUUUCAUUUUUAGUCUUUGGAUUCAAGGAAGCAUCUUUGAAGACUACACUUUUAAAAAUAAAGACAUUUUUUCUACCAAAGUCUUCACUAUAUCAUGUUCUUAAGCAGAACGGUAUUUCUUUUUAUAUUUUUUCACUCGGCUGUAUAUAUUACCACAUGCAGAUUGUGUACUUAUAAGCUGACAUUUUUGUUGACUAUUUGAUUUGAAAGAUGUUUAAUGUUGCCCUCACUUAUUUGCUUUGAACAUUGUGUUGUAAGUUAGUUUGUUUCUACUUGAAAUAAAGCAUUUGAAUUUUUAACUUUCUUGCUGCUUAAAAAUGGUUUUCAA